CCAGAGAAGUUCCUUCCUGGUUCAGCUGUUUUUGUUGUUUACUGAUAUUUUGCAAAGGAAUUAGUGAAUAUUGUCAUUUUUAGAAUGAGUGAUCAUCAAGGAGAUGCAAAUGAUGCAUCCAGCAAGAAAAGUAGCGCUGACAACGUCACAAAAUCUUCAAAGUCUGGUCUAAAAAUUGUCAAAAAUGAACAGUUGCCAGAAGAGUUGCUUGAACCAGAACCACCUGCACCAGAAUUUGAAUGCCCAGUCUGUCUGCAGGGUGCCAGUUUUCCUGUUCAGCUACCAUGUCGACACAUUUUCUGCUUUCUUUGUGUAAAAGGUGUUGCCAAUAGAAGUAAAAGAUGUGCUUUGUGCCGACAAGAAAUCCCUUCAGACUUCUUUAAUGAUCCAAAAUUAUUGUGUGCAAAUGAAAUUAAAGAGAAAUCGCUGUCAAUUUUUGAUGAAGGUUACCAGUGGUUUUAUGAAGGUCGGAAUGGUUGGUGGCAGUACGAUGAGCGAACAAGCUUAGAACUUGAAAAUCGCUACAAACAGGGUGAUAAAAUGUUUGAGUUGCUUAUAGCUGGAUUCUUGUAUGUAAUUGAUUUAGAAAAUAUGAGACAGUUUCGUCGUAAUGAUCAAACAAGACGAAGACGAAUAAGAAGAGACCUUCGUAAUGUUCCAGGUAUUAAGGGAAUUGCUGGACUUAAAUUUAAUGAAGAUGCUUCUGUGAGACCAAGUGGAGAUGGAGGGGAAGCAACUCAGACAAAUCCUAAUGGAGGUGCAGCAGUUACAGGCAAUAAUAAUGAUUCAGCUCUAAGCUCAAACCAACCAAUGAUACUUCCCCCUGGAGUAGAUGGCCACCCAUCGGCUGGUGAUGAUACCUACCUUACCCCUCCAGCCCCUAAUAACACACCACAAACCCCUAUGACCCCUGCAGAUAGCCAGCCAGGCAGCUUGUCAGGAUCACAAGAAGACCUUAGUAUACACCUACAGCACCUGCAUAUAAAUUCCAACAAUUCUUCAAGAGGUUCCCCAUCAGUUGAUGCUCAAGAUCAGUUUCGCAAUCGUUACAGCGAGCAAAGUUACCCAGCCCAAACAGAUGAUGGAGACUUUGACCCUUCUGAUGAUCAACAUGAUUCCGACAGCCAGCAAAAUUCUAUACAUCUGAAUUCAAGUAAUUCAUCGACUGACUCAGCAGCACAAGCAAGUUUUGCCCAACAGCAUUGUCCGAAUCGCCAAGUUCACUUGGCUCAUGUUUCCAAUACACAUGAUGAUAACAGUGAUGAUAAUGAAGAUUCUGCAGUAACAAGGGAGGGAAUUAAUCCUGGUACUGGAAGUUACGAAACUUACCUGUGAAAAAGAAUUCCUGUGAAAUUACUUUUACUGGGAGUACAUGUUAUCAAUCAUGUAUACACUUUUUUUUCUGCAGGAAAUAGUCUGACAUAUAGGGCUAAAAUCUAGUAAGAAUGUUUUCACAACAUUGCAUUCAGACAAUAACAUGCAUAAGAAGUCUUAUUUAUGGUACAGUAUUGUUUUUUUUAUAUGCAUAAGGCAAAAUCAAAUAUGGAGGCUUCACAGAACCAACCUUGGUGUGUCACGGUAUUGUUUUUAUAUCCUGACGAAGAGAAGGUUCUUCAUUAUAAUUACAUAGCAUUCACAUUUUUAUGCACCCCCCCCCCCCAACACAUUUAUGUUGGGGGGCAUAUAGCGUUGCUGCUGUCCGUACAUCCCAAAAUCUUGUGUGUUAAACUCCUCCCACACUACAUAUAAGCCUGAUUUUUUUUUCAAACUUUCACAGAUGAACAAGCUAGAUGUUCAGAUGACCAUAAAGGAAGGAUUUUUUGCUGUGACUAAUUUUACUACAGUUAUGGCCCUUAGAUAGUUUUGCUAUAUAGAAUAUAGAGAAAAAUGUGUGUCCAGCUCCUCCCAUACUAUUAGCCUCAAAGUUUCACAGAUGUCAACAAGCGUGUUGUGCAGAUGACCUUAAAGGAAGGAUUUUUUUCUGUGAGUAUUUUUACUGGAGUUAUGGCCCCUUGAUAGUUUUUGCUGUAUAGAGGAUAGCACAGUAUGUAGGGGCAUCUGCGUCCUAUGGACACAUUUCUAGUACCUUUUGUUAUAUGCCUCUUUUCAAGGAAAAGGGGCAUAUUGUUUUGCUCAGUGUGGUUGCUCUGUCUCUGUCUGUCAGUCUAUCAGUCUGUUGAAACUGAGGUAAACCAUUUGGUUUCUGAAUAAUAACUAGAGGAUGUUUGGUCCUACAGUGGUCAAACUUCAUAGGAUAAUUGCCUCUGGCCUUUUGUUUCGAGGUCAGUAUGUCAAAGAUCAAGGUCACAUUGACCUUGAGGAUGAAAACAAGUUUUCCUUUACUAAAGAACACUUGUGCCUUACACUUUGUAACUUCAUAAAAUGAUUGCCUGUUGUCAGCAGAUGACUCCCCAGUGUUUUGUUUGCUAAUAGGUUCAACUGAAAACAGUUUGUCAAUAUCUGAUCAUCUGAACCACUUUUUAGAUUUCAGAUUUCAUAGAAUGAUUGUUGUCAGGAAGACAACUCAAGGGUGAAGGUCACAGUAACUUUGGGAUUGAAAUUGAGGCUAUCAUGAGGGCAUGUAUUUAACAAACAUCUCUUAUAUCACCAUUGUUUUACUGCCAUAAUUGUUAUAUAUCACAUCUGGAGAGAUAUUACUGGCAAAAAGGGGAAACUUGACUGCUGUUUUACUCAAAAUUUUGUCCUGUAACAUAUAGAAAAGUUCAUAUACGUAGUGAGACUUGUAAAAAGCUGUUAUAUGUAACAGUCUGGCUGAAAAGCUACAUUUUUGUACCAUGUUCAUGUAUUGUCUGUGUAAAAUGUCUAAAGCCAUAUUACUUUUGGAUAAGGGCUGUUAGAACUCUUAAGGUAAUUAUGGUUUGAUACAAGUUUUCCCUGUAUUGUCUGAAAUACGAUAUAUGCUCUUGUAACUUUAUUUUAUUCUUAUUAACUUAACUUGCUCAAUAAUGCACGGCUACUAAACGCUAGCGCCACCACCAAAUUGUGGUGAUAAGGAAAAGAGCUAUCGACAUUUCCGUGGUGCAGCUAUCGUCCGUUUCUACUUGUAAACACGUGAGUAAAAUUUAUAUUUUAUCUUAUAUUUUCAUUGAUAGAACUUUUUUCGAAAAUCGGAGAAUUAGUGCGAUCAAUUCGUAACAGAAAAUGCCAAAAUACUUCAGAAAAUGGGAAAAGCACCAAAAUUGGCACAGCUAUUUAUUAAAGCAUUAAAAACAUUUUUUUCAUGGGACCCAUUUGAUAUCUGUCAAGAUGGCCGAUAUGGCGGCCAUUUUCCAAAAUGGCCACCAAAACUCAAUAUUUACCUUAGAAGAUUCUAAUGAAAGGUCAUUAUAUUUACAUUCACCCCCAAAAUGCACUAAAUAUAAAUGUAUAUAAUAAAAUAAAUCUUAAAUUUGCAUCAAAUGCAAAAAUAACAAUUCAAAUGAUGUUAGUUUCUUUCUGUUUCCAUGGUAACAGCAAAAAUCUAACCUUUAAAACUUAGUUUAAUAUUAUCAUUGUGUAGUUUUCAUAUUUUAAAGAAUAUUUUGUUUUAAUAUAUGUAAUUUAUAUUAUUUCACUUGAAUUCCCUCCACAGCAGCAUAUUGAAACAUUGUUGUUAUUCCCUUACCAGUAUUUAGCCAGAUUGGGCUUAUGGGUUGCCCCUGUAUGCAUGUCAAUACGUCAGCCAUGCAGAGUGGGAUACUGCAAUAACUUUGAAACUACAGCAGAAUUUUUCAUGAUAUGUGGUACAUGGAUAGAUGGCAAUGCAGAGAAUGCCAAUGUCAUUUAAAUUUGUUCCUAUGGCAACAAAUGUUGUUGCUAUGGCAACAAAUAGUGCACGAAUAUGACACAAAGUGUCAUCCUGCAUUUCUUCAAAACAAGGAGAGAUUGUUUCUUGAGAAAUUUUACAUAGACAGAGGGACAAAUUGAGAACAUGCUUGUUAUCUUAUUUUCUCCUCUUGUACAUCAUUUUGUCCGUCUGUAUGUUGGUCCAUCAUUUGCAAAUGGCGGAUUCUUCAAUAACUUCAAAAUUGCAAAUUCUAAAGACUGCUUUAUGAAACCUUGUUUAUAGAUGGUAAGUAAUAUGGAGAAUGUGAAGGUCAAUUAACUUAGUUGCUAUAUAAAAUUGUAGUUUCUUUGACACCAAGUACGACAACUACCCCUUUCAGUUUGGGACUUCGAAAUGCAAGAAUAGAUUAUAGCAACGGGCUAGUAGGAUCAAAUGAAACAAUGUUCCUUAUUAUGCACCCGCUGUCACAAUGUCUGUGUAAUAAAUUGCUAACUGUGUAACAAAGAAGAGUAAGGCUGAAAAUAUAAAAGUUGCUUUCAUGGACAACACUUAGUAACUAUUCUGUGAAAUAUAUUACUCUGAACAGUGAGCUGAAAUCUGAAAUAAGGUACAUGUCAGAUACUCUUGUCAGUACACACAAGCACAAGAUUGUCGACAACUUAAGUUAACUUGCAUAAGGUAGUGCAGAGCAUUUCAGCACUUUUGACAAAUUACGUCUUCCUCGGCAGACUUUAUCGAGGUUGCAAAUGCACUUGAGGAGCUAUUGGUACGAGACUCGGGUACUUGAGACAAAAACUAUUGGAAAGGUUCCAAUAUAUCAAAGAUCUUUCUGGUCAGCCUUAUUUAUCUUGACUUGGAAUUAUAGGAAAGUGGUAGAACACCCGACACCCAUAUGUGCCCGACCUAAUGGGCAACCUUUUUUAGUAUGUUCAAGAGGUGUAGCAGACGAUGCAGGAAUGCACAUUAUAGCCCUAAUCUAUAUGUGAACAGAUGGUUGAUCAAGCUACUUGACAUGUUUUGCUGUAAAGAAGAGUAUCGAAAGCCUCCAUUUAUACCCCAGAAAUAUAAUACGAACAGUUUGUUUGUAGGAAGAUGUAGAAAAUGCAUUUAAAAGCUUGAUUCACCGGUAAGCGCGAGCUGUACUGGUUAGUUUUCUUUGACAAGACAGUGUUAUUCUUACGUUGGACUGCUUAACUGGAAGUACAAAUGGUAAAUAGAUAAUAUUUGUCGUCUUAAAACUAGUAAUUUAAAUUGGUAUUAAAAUUGUGUUUCGAAUGUACCUGUGCUCAUUAGAAAAAUCCUCAAGUACUCACAUUUAAUUUAAUUUUAAUUUCAGUAAAAUGUCCAGAAAUAGAUAUAAGAGCACAUUUUUCUUGUAGAAAUUAUAGAUUCUGCUCUUAAUUUAUACCCCCGUUACACUCAGCCACGUUCCCACUACGUCGUAAAAACUAGCAGGACGCAGUAAGAACUUGUACAAUGUAGAAGAAAUACAGUAGAUUCCGAUAAGAACAUGAUAAUUAAUAAUUAUGGUCUUCAUGAGUGUAGAGAACGCGGUCGAAUUUUGGACAUGUUCAAAACAAAUGUAGUGAGAACGCGGUCUAAUCAGGAAGCAGGAAGGACGUAGUAACGAUGUAACUAAAACCUAGUAGGACAUAGUACAAGCGUGGUGCGGACGGGAAAGGCUGCAUGGCCUGCUCACUGCGCUGUCAUUGUGUUAUCAUUGCGUUCUUGCUACGUCAAUGAAGUUCUAACUACAACUUAUCUACGCUUGUGUGCUAUGACCAUGCUACGUGCAUGCCACAUUGUGGUAUACCGCAUAAGGUUAUUAAUAAGUUCUUUCGGUUCUGAACACAUCUCUGUCACGUUUGCAGCAGGUUCUCACCAUGAUUGGUUCAGAUUCUGAAAAUUAAGUAUGAAUACUGGAUCCAAUUCCCAAUCACUUCGUUUUCAAUCAGUAAUGGGUAUCGAACAUCAUCAGGAAUUGCCACAUAAUCAUGGACUCAGCAGCACUGGCAGCUUGUAGUGGACGUUUGGACCUCCGUAUAUCCUUCACACUGCUUUUGCUUAUUCCAACGCAGUCUCUCUAUAAGACUUUUUUCUUCAUUGGGGCGUUGGGGUGGGGUGGGGGGUCGUCGUUUAUUGUAAUUUAUGGUUGUUGAGUGUAGAUGCGGACACAAUUAUGUCAAUAUAAUUUGCAGAAGGAAUGAAAAAAAAAAGAGGGACAUGGCGUAGUAUUUAUAAGUAGCCGACGAAUGCACUGAAAAGGUGAUAAGCAUAUGGUUAAAGCAUGGUAAGCGAGAGGUGCAAUCUGGCUGAUCGUACUAAAAAUGUAGUAAGAACACACUGGACGUGAAGAAGCGCGUGGUAAGAAAAUUAGUGUGAACGUGUUAGACACCGUAAGAACCUGGCAAGGAUGUUAAAAGCGCGCAGUAUGAACUUUAGAACUGCACAUUUUUCGAGUUUGAUCCCCGUCCCCACCGCGUGAAAAUUUUCAGGAAGCAGUAUGAUCUUCAUGGUCUUUGCCUGAGAGUGAUCAGGGCAUUAGUGACUGUACAUUAUAUGCUUAUGACAUUAAACUAUAAAACCAUUGUUAUGGCACAAUGUGCUACAAUUUGACAAAAACAGAAUAUUACAGGGACAUGCAAAUGUAAAUUUGAUUACGCUGAUCAACCGGCAAUGACUUUUUCCCACAGAAAUCAUGAUGAUCUGAUAGGCCAGGGAUGUUCACAUGGUCUAUCACACUAAUAUAAUUAAUGAAUUAUAUAGUUUUAUUAAGUGUCAUUACUUCUCUUAGUGUAAAUAAAUUGAAAUGAAUACAGCAACACUUACAAAUUCUGAGUCACGAAAACUAAUGACAAAGUGAAACACAUGUCAUUUAUUCACUAAUACACAUUACAGACUAAAACUUCGUUUGCUCAAACUCUGAUAAUUCGAACACCAUUCUUCAAUUAAUCUAUCGUCAGGUCCCAAACAAAUUCCUUUAUGGUAUAUUUUUCGAUCACUCAUACUACCGAUAAUUCGAAUAAAUUUAGUCGGUCCUGAUGGGUUCCAGUUACCGAAGUUCGAAUGUAUUUAUAAUUAAUUAAUUUACAAUUGUUGUAAAUUUCUGCACAGGACUGUUGCCAUUUUAAACAGUCUUGAUAUGCCAGUUACCAUUAUAUACUUAAUUUUGAUUCAUAUAAAUGUAUUAUGACUUUUCUUCUGCUUAAUAGCACAUUUUAUCCAAGGGAGACAACUUUUUUCAUUUUUGUUGGAAGAGCGGUAUUUUUGUUAAUAUAGUAUGUUUGGAUUUAUUCAGGCAGGUGGUUUUAGCUUAUUAUGCUGAUGACUGUAAGUGUCAAUAGAAAUUUUAUAUAUAAUAUUAUGUAUUUUUUAAAAUAUAUACACAUAUGGCGGCCAUCUUGGAUUUUUCGGCCAUAUUGGAUUUUUCGGAGUGGGUCUCAUGCUCAUUUUUAGUAUUUUGCCCUAAAGUAGUUAUGUACCAAGUUUCAUGCUUUUCCCAUUUUUUGAAGUAUUUUUACACCAUUUUACUGUACUAAAUGUAGUUCCGUGUAACAACACUUUUACUACAGGGUUGCUGUGAUUUCAUUAAAAUAUUAUGCAAAUUGUGGCGCCAGGAGAUUUUCUCCCGAAUUUGACAGUGGCAUAUUUUCAUAUCGGCCAGUAUUCCAACACCAUUCCGAUGUAUAGACACACUGUAAGAACAUAUCUGCACAUGCAAAUGAUGUAGAAAUGAAUUACAGGUAUUCCAUACACCAAACAAUUGCGAAAAUCAUAGUAAAAAGUUAAAACACGACUAUUUUGGAAAGUGGUGGCGCUAUACAGUAGUGGUGGCGCUGUUGUAUAUGAUUAGUGGCUGAUAUAUUCAAUUUUGAUAUAUGAAAAUGUCUGACUGCAAGCCACGGACAUUUCUACAAUAAUUGAUGUUAAUAACCUAUCCCACACUACACCCAAAUUACGUUACUCAACAAAAUACAUGUUGUAACCUCUACAUGAUCGCAAAAUAAUCUACAUGAAUAUGGAUUCAGAUUGUACAUCUAAGCUCUAUUGAUUAAUCGUAUUUAAUCAAUUGGAAUUGAAAAUGUACUGUACUCACUUUUCAGAAAGGUCUUUUGUUUACAAUGACAUGUAAACGACAUAUAAAAACAAUGGGGAGUAACUUUCAGAAUCUUAAUAUAACAAAUAAAUUCUACACUAUCUUCAAAAUAUUUCCUGGACACAAAUCUUUGUUUGAAAUAAAAGUAUUGCUACUAUUUUUCUUGACCUGAAUUUAAAGUACACUUACGUUUGUAUUUAAGAAGAAUAUUUAAAGGUUAGAAAUAAUUCUACAUUAACAUUUUAAUUAACAAAGGAAAAUAUUUACUUUGACUACAAGAGUCCCAAGGGUCUGUGAGUAUUUUAUUUUUUUUUUUUUCUUGAAUAAAGAGUGUUUCAUAAAGGUAAGUGAAAUAUGAUCGAUUCUUUCUUUAAUAACAUAAUUCAUUACAGGAAAAUUAUCAAUUAGAGAAUGUUUUUGUUUGUUUUGUUCCGAAUGCGUCAGCAGUUCGUAUUACUGAAUGCCGUAACAGCGCCACCACUACUGUAUAGCACCCGCCCGCUUAGCUCAGUAGGUAAGAGCAUUGGUCUACGGAUCGCGGGGUCGCGAGUUCGAUCCUCGGGCGGGGCGUAUGUUCUCCGUGACUAUUUGAUAAACGACAUUGUGUCUGAAAUCAUUAGUCCUCCACCUCUGAUAAUUCAUGUGGGGAAGUUGGCAGUUACUUGCGGAGAACAGGUUUGUACUGGUACAGAACCCAGGAACACUGGUUAGGUUAACUGCCCGCCGUUACAUGACUGAAAUACUGUUGAAAAACGGCGUUAAACCCAAAACAAACAAACAAAACUACUGUAUAGCGCCAUCACUUUUAAAAAUCCUUGUAUAUUUCUUCUAACCCGAGAUUCUAUUAUUCAUGGUGUGUGCUUAUAUAAUUAUUUAUCAUUUCUACACCAUUUGCAUGCGCAAGUAUGUUCUUACAGUGUGUCUAUUCAUCGGAAUGGUGUUUGAAUACUGGCCAAUAUGAAAAUGCGCCACUGUAAGAUUCGGGAGAAAAGCUCCUGACACCACAAUUUACAUAUUAUUUUAAUGAAAUCACAGCCAACCUGUAGUAAAAGUGUUGUUACAUGGAACUACAUUCUCCGAUUUUCGAAAAAAGUUCUAUCAAUGAAGAUAUAAGAUAAAAUAUAAAUUUUACUCACGUGUUUACAAGUAGAAACGGGUGAUAGCUGCACCACGGAAAUGUCGAUAGCUCUUUUCCUUAUCACCACAAUUUGGUGGUGGCGCUAGCGUUUAGAAGCCGUGUAAUGCUAUGAAAAUCUUGUAAAUAUGUUAGAACUAUUGGAAAACUUAUAGUCAUUUAAUGAAGUUAUUUAGAAUAUAUGUUGUUUACAACAGUGGUAUUAAUUGAAACCAUCAAUUUCAUAUACAUGUAUUUUUAAUAUCUCGGAGACAUAAGUAUCUUUUAAUGUAAAAGUAAGCAUAUAGUUAAAGGGAGAGAAAUAGGUAAAAAAUGAAAGUCUUAUAUUAGGAACAUUAAAAUAUAUAAAUUUCCAAGUAGAGACAGCCUGUAGAUUUGGUAACAUUUACAACUGAUUUUACUGUUACUAAUAUCCCAGAACAGUUCAACUCAACCAGUUUAAAACUGGCAUGAAUAAUAAUAAGCAUUAAAUCAAAACAGAUUUUAAAAAAUUGGCAGAUUCUAAACAAUGCAAACAUGUCUGUUUGUUUUUAAAAUCACAAAAUCAAAGUAAUUGCAAAAGUACUGCCAACUACAGCACCUUAGUUUUUGCUCUUAAUGACUUUUCACAUUUAACAAGUUACUUGUGAUAUCAUUUCAUUAUCAGGUAUUUUAUAGAUAAAGUUAUGUGUAUACUAAGAUAAAUCAUUCCCUUCAUAUAAUUCAAUUUUGAUUAUAUACCAGUAUUUUCCCCGUUGCUGAUAAGAUUACAAUGUUUGAUAUUUUAUUUCAUUUUGCUGUACUGAUGAUGUAAAACCAUGGCUGUAGUGACUGUUGACGCAACCAAGGCACUUGCCUUGGUCAGUUUUUCUCCCUAUUUUGUCUUGGCUGAUUUUUCUGCCCAAGUUAAAGUGUCUCAGAAAAUUGAUAUAUUUCACAUUUUCCUGUAGGAUGGUGUAGAUGGGGAUAUCCUCUCCCAUCUUAUCCACAUAGGUGUCGUCAAAUUCUCCAAAGAACCAUGUACGAGUUACCUUUCUAACAUGCUCCAUCAAAUUUAGCCUCUCACCAUGGCACUGAAAACUACAGUGGUUGUAUUUCUUAAAGCAAACAUUUUUAAAUGUCCUGAUAUGGUCAUCUUAGCACAAAACAGCGGAUAAAUGCACUGACUUAAGGAGGCACUUAUCCAGCUAUUGUGCCGAGGCAAUGAUAUGGUCAUCUAACAGUGAAAAUGUGUUAUCAACUUAUCAGCUAUGUACUGUUUACUGUUAUACGUGUAGGUAAGGUUGAGCUGGCUUCAUAUUUAUCAUAAAAUGUAUACCUUCAUAUAAAUUCCAGAAUAUUAUGUUUCAUGUACAUUAUUGACGAGCUCGCUUGCGGUUAGCUAGACUUAGUUGCCACUUUUGGCAGAUCGGUGUAUGUGCGUCUGUGUGUGCAUCUGAUUUUGUCUGGACUAUAACUUUGCCAUGCAUGGACCAAUCUUGUUUAUAUUUGGCAUGAAUGUUUACCUCAAUGAAAAGGCGUGUCAUGCGCAAAGCCCAUAUUCCUAUCUAAAAGGUCACAGUUGGAGAUCAAAGGUAAAAUUGAAGUUUGUCCGGAGCAUUUCUUCUUCAUGCAUGGUGGGAUUUUGAUGUAACUUGGCAUGAAUAUUCACCAUUAUAAGACAGUGUGUCAUGUGCAAGAACCAGAUCCCUAGGUCAAGGUCACACUUGACAACUGGUGGGCUCGACAUUCUGCCUGUGGGCAUAUUUGUUAUUUUGUUUCCUUGGAUUCUGGUUGUGCUGAGACUUGGCAAACUUAGAUAUAGUCAUUCAGACUAUUUUUCUGCCAAGUUUCAUGUGGAAUCUUUGAAAUCUGAGAAAAUUGUAGCAAAAUAAAUAAUAUGGAGCAUAGUUCUAAAUUUUGGACAUGGAUAGAUAUUGGCCUUUAUGAGUUAUGAUUUGCAUGGUUCAUCAUGUGAUAUCUGUUAUUUUUGCUUACAAGGCAAGUUAUGAGUGGAAAUCAACAACAACACUUUUUAAGCUCUCCAACUUUCAAGUGUUUCGCUUGAAAGUGAAACAAAGACUGUUUUUAAACACUUGGAUAAUUUCACGUUGUUUCAACACUUUGAUAAUUCCGUAUAAUGUCUUGUUAAUAACUCUGGCCCAAUGAUAGAUUCAAGGUUUAAGCUGCGGGCUGAAGGUCAAUAUGACUGAUGUAGGAUGUCGUGAAAACACAUUAUGUUCAUUUACAAUUUGAUUAGGUAGCCACUUUAAAUGUUUUAAGUUAUAUACUUGUUAGUAACAUGAUUUCACUUACAUGGAAUGAUACCCCGUGUUUCCAUUCUUUUAUAUGCCAUAAAAUUGACACAUUCUGAUAAAGACUGUAUUGAAAUUUACGAGAAAAAAUCUUGUAUUUGUCCAGUUAUUACAGACUUGUGAAAUAGUUUGCAUUCUGGUAUAUAACUGUACAGACUUGAACGACUAUAAUAAGGCCUAUUGAUUGUAAUUAUGUUAUAAUAUGCUAUAUAUUAUAUAAAUCACAAAUUUUGAUGUAAUUUUCUCUUGGCUCCUUAUAAAGGACAAGAAAUCCAAGGAAUGUAGCAGCCCAAUGUUAUAUUUGCUACUCAGUGUUAAUCUUGAAGAAUAGAAGUUUUUGUUUGUAAAUACAGAGAGUAUAUAAACAGAAAAUAUAGGAGAUAUGAUUGUUUUUGCUGUGAUAAUAGCUUUAUUCUUAUAUUUACAUUUUUUGUUCACAUAAAUGUAUAAUUCUUGCAUUAGAACAUCAUUUCAAUUCCUCUUAGGUGUAUGUUGCAUUGUUUUGUUUUGAUAAUUAUAAACAAAUUAAUAAACAUAAAGAAAACGA
Mercenaria mercenaria is the source of this 11838-nucleotide messenger RNA. Its product is annotated as E3 ubiquitin-protein ligase rnf146-like. The transcript is spliced from 2 exons. Gene Ontology annotation, cellular component: nucleus; cytoplasm. Bases 85 to 1335 code for a protein of 416 amino acids. Lineage: Eukaryota; Metazoa; Mollusca; Bivalvia; Venerida; Veneridae. Gene Ontology annotation, biological process: Wnt signaling pathway; ubiquitin-dependent protein catabolic process. The record is from RefSeq and is a predicted model, not a curated record. Gene Ontology annotation, molecular function: poly-ADP-D-ribose binding; ubiquitin protein ligase activity; zinc ion binding.